UAGAAGUAUAGUCUAUACUACCAUUUUAAAUUAAAUAGUUUAAAUUAACGUAAGUUUAGGCCAUAGUUAUUUCCUUUUAUUAAUGUUUGAUUAAAAGUUGCUCAAUGGUGAUAUUCUUUUACUGUUGUUAUUGAUAAGACUUAUCACUUUGACAUUUAACCUGAGUUGUGUUAUCUAACCUUUCGUAGUAUUGAUUUUUUAAUUUACAAAAUAAUAAUGGCAUAUGAUUUAAAACGGGAAGAGGAAGUAAAAGAGUUCGUUGAUAACCUUGGAAUCGAAUAUCGGUUUGGAUGUUACAAAGAAAAAAAGCCCGAAGUCUGUCAUCUUUUGGCUGACUAUUUAGAAGCUAUUAAAAAAGACUUCGAUAAAGCGGCAAAAGUAUAUAAAAGUAACUGUAUGGAAUAUAACUACGGCAAAUCAUGUCUGAAAUACGGUAAUUACGCGCUGAUAGGACGAGGUCGAGAAAAAAGUGAUCCUCAGGAAGCAUUGAAAUACUUCGAAAAGGGUUGCGAGUUAAAUGACCCCACGUCGUGUCUUCACGCCGGAUUGCUACUAACAGCUACUGGCCCUGCUAUUACAGUGCAACGAGAUGUCCCUAAAGGCUACAAUUAUCUUAAAAAAAGCUGCGACAACAAUGAAGCUAUGGCAUGCCAUUAUCUAGCUGGUAUGUAUCUCACCGGAGUGCCGAAAAAUCCAAAAGAAUAUAAUCCUCAUAACCCAGAGAAAAAUGCCAAUAUAGAUUUCCUAAUUAAACCAGAUCUAAAGCAAGCAUUUCAAUUUGCAAAGAGAGGAUGUGAAUUGGGCAAUGUGUUUGCCUGUGCAAAUGUCAGUUUGAUGUACAAGAAGGGUGAUGGUGUUGAACAAAAUCUAGACGAAUCAAAGAAAUACUUUGAAAUAGCAAAGAGUCUCCAAAAUGCCCAUGAAACUACGAAAGAGCUCAAAUUUCAACAAGGUCUUGAAAGUAAAUGAAAUGCAUGUAAUGUAGUUAUAAAAUGUAUUUAACUUUUAAUAAAACUGCAUUUGUUUUUUUUGAGCAGAUAUAGUGUGUAUUGUUUAAUUAAAUAAAGUAUGUUAUGAUGUUAUCUUUAGUUUUAAU
This is a messenger RNA of Vanessa atalanta (red admiral), 1096 nucleotides long. It is a transcript of the gene Coa7, whose product is annotated as cytochrome c oxidase assembly factor 7 homolog. The record is from RefSeq and is a predicted model, not a curated record. Gene Ontology annotation, cellular component: mitochondrial intermembrane space. Lineage: Eukaryota; Metazoa; Arthropoda; Insecta; Lepidoptera; Nymphalidae. The transcript is spliced from 2 exons. Bases 217 to 969 code for a protein of 250 amino acids. Gene Ontology annotation, molecular function: protein binding.